GUCGAGAGCGACACACUGCAUUAGUCAGCUACACAAAAGCUCAUUCAAACAAUGACAUCUUGCGUGGUGCAAGUUCAGGAGCUGUCGCGCCGCCUUCUCAAGCGUAUGCGACCUUCGCUGGCAGCAAGCACAAGCGCAAGCGUGGAGGAUCUCGCCGCAAACCGCGACUCGGCCACGAGCGAGGCGCUACUCAAAGUCUGCAAGCGCCAAAUCGAAUCCUCACCCCGCUCGUCCGCGCCCGCAAUGAUGGCCGACGAGCCGCUACAGGAGGAGAUCGUGGCGGCCACGCCUGUCAGCGAUGUUGUCGCUGGGCAGUGGCCCCUCGUCACCGGCUGCGAGGGCGUACGCAAGGCGCUCACUUUUCUACAGACCUCUCGCCAACACGCGCUGAUGCUGAUGCUGCAGAACCACUGGGAGCGUGCCGUUAGCGUGCUGGAGAAGAUUGAAAAGGCAACAGAGAGUGUCAGCGAGCAGCGCCGACAGGUCGUCAUCCAGCAGGCCAACGCCGGCCGCAAUGUGCUUGUGGAGAAGAUUCAGGAGCUCAAACUCACUGCCCCGCGUCGCACCGUGCGGUUCAGCGACGAAGUGGCGGUCGCAUAUGCAGAGGAAAUGGACCGUAAGUGUGACGAGGUGUCGGAGCCCGUCCGUGAAGAGAUGCUGGUGCUGCGCGCCUCCCGAAAAAUCCCGCACGAGAACCUCUCCGAGUUCUGGAACGAGUAA
Molecule: messenger RNA, 720 nt
Organism: Phytophthora infestans T30-4
Lineage: Eukaryota; Oomycota; Peronosporomycetes; Peronosporales; Peronosporaceae
Exons: 1
Coding region: 52-720 (222 amino acids)
Source: RefSeq, a predicted model, not a curated record